AUGGGCCGGGGGCUGCUCGGGGGCCUGUGGCCGCUGCACGUCGUCCUGUGGACGCGCAUCGCCAGCACGAUCCCGCCGCACGUUCCCAAGUCGGUUAACAGUGACAUGGUGGUCACUGACGGCAACGGCGCUGUCAAGCUGGCGCAGCUGUGUAAGUUCUGCGACGUGAGGUCGUCCACCUGUGACAACCAGAAGUCCUGCUGGAGCAACUGCAGCAUCACGGCCAUCUGCGAGAAGCCGGAGGAGGUCUGCGUGGCCGUCUGGAGGAAGAAUGAUGAGAACAUCACGCUGGAGACGGUCUGUCACGACCCCAAGAUUGCCUACCAUGGAUUUGUCCUGGAUGAUGCUGCUUCUUCAAAGUGUAUUAUGAAGGAAAGAAAGGGGUCUGGAGAGACUUUCUUCAUGUGCUCCUGCAGCUCCGAAGAGUGCAACGACCACAUUAUCUUCUCCGAAGGUGAUAACCCCGACUUGCUGUUGGUCAUCUUCCAAGUGACAGGCGUCAGCCUCCUGCCACCGCUGGGCAUUGCCAUCGCAGUCAUCGUCACUUUCUACUGCUACCGCGUGCACCGGCAGCAGAAGCUGAGCCCAGCCUGGGACUCGGGCAAGCCGCGCAAGCUGAUGGAGUUCAGCGAGCACCUGGCCAUCAUCCUGGAGGACGACCGCUCCGACAUCAGCUCCACCUGCGCCAACAACAUCAACCACAACACGGAGCUGCUGCCCAUCGAGCUGGACACCCUGGUGGGCAAGGGGCGCUUUGCUGAGGUCUACAAGGCCAAGCUGAGGCAGAACACGUCUGAGCAGUUCGAGACGGUGGCCGUCAAGAUCUUCCCCUAUGAGGAGUAUGCCUCCUGGAAGACAGAGAAGGACAUCUUCUCAGACAUCAACCUCAAGCACGAGAACAUCCUGCAGUUCCUGACGGCCGAGGAGCGCAAGACGGAGCUGGGCAAGCAGUACUGGCUCAUCACGGCCUUCCACGCCAAGGGCAACCUGCAGGAGUACCUGACGCGCCACGUCAUCAGCUGGGAGGACCUGCGCCGGCUGGGCGGCUCGCUGGCCCGCGGCAUCGCGCACCUGCACAGCGACCACACCCUGUGCGGCCGGCCCAAGAUGCCCAUCGUGCACCGGGACCUCAAGAGCUCCAACAUCCUGGUCAAGGGCGACCUCACCUGCUGCCUCUGCGACUUCGGGCUCUCCCUGCGGCUGGACCCCACGCUGUCUGUGGAUGACCUGGCCAACAGCGGGCAGGUGGGAACGGCGAGGUACAUGGCUCCAGAGGUCCUCGAGUCCAGGAUGAAUCUGGAGAAUGUCGAAUCCUUCAAGCAGACGGAUGUCUACUCCAUGGCCCUGGUGCUCUGGGAGAUGACGUCUCGCUGCAACGCAGUGGGAGAAGUGAAGGACUAUGAGCCUCCAUUCGGGUCUAAGGUGCGGGAACAUCCCUGUGUGGAAAGCAUGAAGGACAAUGUGCUGAGAGAUCGAGGCCGACCAGAGAUUCCCAGCUCCUGGCUCAACCACCAGGGCAUCCAGACGGUGUGCGAGACGCUGGCCGAGUGCUGGGACCACGACCCCGAGGCCCGGCUCACGGCGCAGUGCGUGGCGGAGCGCUUCAGCGAGCUGGAGCACCUGGACAGGCUCUCGGGGAGGAGCAGCUCAGAGGAGAAGAUCCCUGAAGAUGGCUCCCUCAACACUACCAAAUAG
Molecule: messenger RNA, 1695 nt
Organism: Rangifer tarandus platyrhynchus (Svalbard reindeer)
Lineage: Eukaryota; Metazoa; Chordata; Mammalia; Artiodactyla; Cervidae
Source: the annotation of a GenBank genome assembly